Molecule: messenger RNA, 1707 nt
Organism: Uncinocarpus reesii 1704
Lineage: Eukaryota; Fungi; Ascomycota; Eurotiomycetes; Onygenales; Onygenaceae
Exons: 3
Coding region: 1-1707 (568 amino acids)
Biological process (GO): transmembrane transport
Molecular function (GO): transmembrane transporter activity
Source: RefSeq, a predicted model, not a curated record
AUGAGCUCGUGGACCAACAGAUUCCGUAAGAAGUCGGAAGAGGUCGAGUCGAAAGAGCAUGGGUCUGUCACCACCACGAUCGUGCCCAGCGAGAACCCAUCCUUUGCGGUAUCUCAACCAGAAAAGGAAAAGGCCCCAAUGGAGGGGAAUGGGGAGGCUUCUUCGACACCACGAGAAUCAGAACAUCCCACGACAGAAGAGACUAAAGAUGACCAAGCGAACGGUGUCGAAAGCGAAGAUGAAGCACAGCCGGAUUAUAUUUCGGGAAUACCUUUGUUGAUCAUUAUAGUCGGAUUGUGUCUUGCCGUGCUACUCGUCGCGCUUGAUAAUACGAUCAUCGCGACAGCCAUUCCAAGAAUCACUGAUGAUUUUAGAGCUCUUGACGAUGUCGGCUGGUAUGGUAGCUCAUACCUCCUCACGACGUGCUCUUUUCAAUUGAUAUUCGGAAAAAUAUACACCUUCUUCCCUGUGAAAUGGGUGUUUUUGACGGCCAUCUUUGUCUUCGAGAUUGGCUCUGUCGUGUGUGGAGCAGCUCCAAACUCUGAGGCUCUCAUCAUUGGUCGUGCUGUUGCCGGUAUGGGCUCAGCAGGCAUUUUCUCUGGUGCCUUGGUAAUCGUUGCUUAUACGGUUCCCCUGGAAAAACGUCCCAUCUACCAUGUCUCCUGGAGAUGGUGUUUUUAUAUCAACCUCCCGAUCGGUGCCGUGACUAUCUUAGCUAUCCUGGUCUUCCUCAAGCCCCCAAAGCAAAAGCUUAAGACCUUGAGCUGGAAAGCGCGUCUACUACAAUUGGAUCCGGUUGGCACCUCAGCAUUUAUGCCUGGUGUUGUCUGCCUCCUCUUGGCCCUUCAGUGGGGUGGGACCAAAUACCCUUGGGGUAACUGGCGCAUCAUCAUCCUUUUCAUCUUUUUCGGCCUUUUGAUCAGUUUAUUCAUUGGAAUCCAAUUUUACCUAGGCGACGGGGCGACGGUCCCUCCGCGCAUUCUCAAACAGCGAAGUAUUGCCUCGGCUACCUUUUUUGCCUUUACGCUGGGCGCAUCUUUUUUCAUUAUUGUGUUCUAUCUCCCUAUUUGGUUUCAAGCGAUUAAAGGGUCUUCGGCCACGAAGUCGGGGAUCAUGGCCAUUCCACUGGUCUUGGCUCUGGUUGUCUUCUCCCUACUUGGCGGAAUCGUCAUCACCGUCCUCGGAUAUUAUACUCAAUUCGCGUAUAUGUCCGUCAUCUUGUCCGCAGUCGGCGCUGCUAUGCUUACAACCUUUGCCACCAACACUGGCCAUCAGCAAUGGAUUGGUUAUCAGGUCAUUUAUGGGACGGGGCUUGGAUUGGGAUUCCAGUUGCCCCUGAUGGCAGCUCAAACCGUGCUAAAACUCGAGGAUGUGGCAGUCGGAACCGUGUUGGUCAUGUUUGCGCAGACGUUUGGCGGAGCUUUGUUUGUAUCCGUUGGGCAAAAUGUAUUCGUCAACCGUCUUAUGAACGGGAUUCGGGAGGCGGCACCAGAGAUUGACCCGUCGAUCGUGCUGCGCGUUGGCGCCACCCAGCUUAAAGCGCAAGUUCCGCCGGAUCUAUUGGACAACAUCCAGUCGGCAUACAACAUAGCUCUCACCAACACUUGGUACGUCUCUGUUGCCAUGUCCUCGCUGGGUAUCAUCGGCGCCCUGGGCUUGGAAUGGAAGAGCGUCAAGGGAAAGAAUAUUCAGGCAGCUGCGGUUUAA